AUGAGGAAAGAAGUUUGCACCACGGCUUUCCUCCGAGCUGUCUUUUCUGAGUUCUUAGGGACCGCACUUUUUGUCUUCUUCGGUUUGGGUUCAGCCCUUAAGUGGCCUUCCGCCUUGCCGAGCGUCCUCCAGAUCGCCCUGGCUUUCGGCUUGGCCAUCGCCACCAUGGUACAGAUAUUCGGCCACAUCAGCGGUGGCCACAUCAACCCGGCCGUGUCCAUCGCCUUCUUUGUAGGGAACCAGAUCUCUUUCCUCCGGAUGCUGUUCUACAUCGUGGCCCAGCUGGUGGGGGGCAUUGCCGGCGCAGGCGUCCUUUACGGAGUGACCCCCGCGAAUGUGCGUGGCAACUUGGCAGCCAACGGGCUCAGCAACAACACGACCGCAGGCCAGGCAGUGGUGGUAGAGAUGAUCCUCACCUUCGAGCUCGUCCUGUGCGUUUUCGCCUCUACCGACAGCCGUCGAAACGACAAUGUGGGCUCUCCAUCUCUGUCCAUUGGACUGUCCGUCACCUUGGGUCACCUGGUGGGGAUCUAUUUUACUGGCUGCUCUAUGAAUCCUGCCAGGUCCUUUGGGCCUGCUGUUGUCAUGAAAAGAUUCACCUCUGCACAUUGGGUCUUCUGGGUAGGACCCAUCGCUGGAGGGAUCCUGGCCUCUCUGCUUUACAACUACUUUCUCGUACCCCAUUCGAUGAAUAUGUCCGAGCGGGUAGCGAUUGUGAAAGGUACCUACGAGUCAGAAGAAGAAUGGGAAGAGAAAGAAAAAAGCAUGGAAAUGUCCUCCCCAUGA
Molecule: messenger RNA, 786 nt
Organism: Elgaria multicarinata webbii
Lineage: Eukaryota; Metazoa; Chordata; Lepidosauria; Squamata; Anguidae
Gene: AQP5
Product: aquaporin 5
Exons: 4
Coding region: 1-786 (261 amino acids)
Biological process (GO): water transport; carbon dioxide transport; transmembrane transport
Cellular component (GO): apical plasma membrane; plasma membrane
Molecular function (GO): water channel activity
Source: RefSeq, a predicted model, not a curated record